Molecule: messenger RNA, 1140 nt
Organism: Triticum dicoccoides
Lineage: Eukaryota; Viridiplantae; Streptophyta; Magnoliopsida; Poales; Poaceae
Exons: 1
Coding region: 72-878 (268 amino acids)
Source: RefSeq, a predicted model, not a curated record
UCAGACCAUUCCAUUCCCUCCAAGAAAUCAACCUAGGGAGAGUGGAAGUUGUUGCAUCGAGGCGCUCCAAGAUGGCGGACACCGGCGGUGCCCCGCCGAUCACCGUGAAGCUCCUGGUGGACACGAGGCCGCCGCGGCCGCGCGUGGUGUUCGCGGAGGCCGGCAAGGACGCCGUCGACUUCCUCUUCUCCCUCCUCACCCUGCCGGCCGGCACGGCCGUGAGGCUGCUGGGGAAGGAGUCCAUGUCCAUGGUGGGUAGCGUCGGCAACCUCUACGCCAGCGUGGAGCGGCUCGAGGGCAGCUACCUGCGGCCCGGCUUCGCCAAGGACGCGCUCAUCCGCCCCGCCACGCAGGCCAGCCCGCUCCUCCGCCUGCCCGCGCCGCCGGCCCCGGCCCCGAGGAGCUUCUUCACCUGCGGCGCCAUCAACCACUUCAACUACCAAGGCUGCCGCGGGUACGUGUCCGACGCCAGGGGCGCCCGGUGCCCGGCCUGCGGGAACGAGAUGGCGACCGUGUCCCAGUACGUGCCGCCGCCGCCGGCCAAGCCGGAGGAGAGCGCAGACGCGGCGACGACGGGGUUCGUGCAGGGGGCCGUGACGUACACGGUGACGGACGACCUGGCCGUCGCGCCCAUGUCGGCCAUCUCCAGCAUCGCGCGGCUCGGCGCCGUCGCCGCCGUCGGGGGCCUCGGCGCGCUCCAGGAGAGGACCGUGGAGCUCGGGUACAAGGAGGGCCUGGAGAUCCUCAAGGCCUCGCUGCGGUCCAAGACUGUCCUCACAGACGUCUUCCUCGGCACCGGCGGCAAGAAGCCUCCUCCGUCGUCCAAGAACAACGGCAACGGCGGCACAAGAUACGAGUGUCUCACCUGGCGUGUUUGACGUGCGUGCAGCUUCAUAUAUGGUACUAGUACAAUCUUGCAGCGAAUAGGCCAGUGGAAGAUUGUAAAGACGGAGGGCAACAACAAAAUGGAACAAAGUUAUUAGAGGCAUACUCAUCAGGGUAUAUGCCCCAAAAUGAGUGGUAGUCUAGCAAUAAUGCUUGAUAUAUAUAUCCAGCUUGAAAUUUCUAAAAUGUUUUAAAUAGUAGUCCGAAUGGUAUGUACUGAAAUUCAUGGCAUGGUGUGAAAAUAGUUUAAAAGUA